This is a messenger RNA of Calliphora vicina (urban bluebottle blowfly), 1483 nucleotides long. It is a transcript of the gene Bap55, whose product is annotated as Brahma associated protein 55kD. NCBI's taxonomy places the organism in Eukaryota, Metazoa, Arthropoda, Insecta, Diptera, Calliphoridae. The record is from RefSeq and is a predicted model, not a curated record. The transcript has 3 exons. Bases 101 to 1381 code for a protein of 426 amino acids. Gene Ontology annotation, molecular function: chromatin binding. Gene Ontology annotation, cellular component: NuA4 histone acetyltransferase complex; SWI/SNF complex. Gene Ontology annotation, biological process: nervous system development; regulation of transcription by RNA polymerase II; chromatin remodeling.
UCACAAGUGAACAAGCGGCGUUUGUAUGAGAAGAAAAACAUUUUAUUUUUAUUUUUAAAUUGUAAAUUUAUGAAAGAUUGUGCAAAAAAAUUAAUGCAAAAUGAGUGCCGGUAAUAUGCUAUAUGGCGGUGAUGAAAUUGGAGCACUGGUGUUUGAUCCAGGACAUCAUUCCCUAAGAGUAGGCUAUGCUCAAGAGGAUACACCAAAGGCGGAAAUUCCCUCUGUAGUAGGAGUGGGCCCGCAAUCCCCUGAUACAAAUAUGGAUUUGGAGACGAAAUCUGAUAAUAAUAUAACACAAAAUAAUACAGAUUCUCAAAAAUAUUAUGUAGACACCACGUACAUAAACGUGCCCCGUUCUAAUAUGGAAAUACAGACGUAUAUGAAAGAUGGCAUGAUUGAUAAUUGGGAUCUAUUCGAAAAAGUUAUUGACUAUGCUUAUGCCAAGGUCAUACAAUCAGAACCGGAAUAUCAUCCGGUAUUAUUUUCGGAAGCCUCCUGGAAUGUGCGCAACAAUCGUGAAAAACUAACUGAGCUAAUGUUUGAAAAGUAUAAUGUGCCCGCAUUCUUUUUAGUUAAAAAUGCUGUUUUGGCAGCUUUUGCUAGUGGUAGAGCCACCGCCUUGGUGGUAGACAGUGGAGCUACACACACUUCAGCUGUACCCGUACACGAAGGAUAUGUUUUGUCACAGGCUGUGGUUAAAUCACCUCUAGGUGGUGACUAUUUAUCAAUGCAGUGUCGUCAACACUUGGAAAAGGGUGGUAUUGAUUUGUCGCCAGCUUAUAAUAUUGCUUCCAAAGAUGUGGUGAAGGAACGUGAUGCUCCUCGUUUUACCACUCGCAAGUUGCCUGAAAAUUUAACACAAUCUUGGCAGAAUUAUAUGAUGAAGUCAUUGCUGCAAGAUUUUCAAAUGAAUAUUCUGCAGGUGUUGGAAAACCCUUUUGACGAAAGAGUAGCUUCUCAGAUACCCAUGGUACAUUAUGAAUUUCCUAAUGGUUAUCAUCAGGAGUUUGGCUCAGAACGUUUUAAAUUGGCGGAAAGUUUGUUCGAUCAUGCUCCCUUGGGGGCAGGUCAACUGGCAUCUACUAGUGUUGGAAUGUGUGAUGCUGAUGUCCGUUUAUCGUUAUACGGAUCGGUGGUAGUAACAGGCGGCAACACAUUGCUUCAAGGAUUCCCAGAACGUUUAAAUCGUGAUUUGCAAUUACGCGCUCCCUCUAACACACGCCUGAAAAUGAUUUCUGCCAAUGGUAGUGUAGAAAGACGAUUUGGUGCUUGGAUAGGCGGAUCAAUAUUGGCUUCAAUUGGCACAUUCCAACAAAUGUGGAUAUCAUCUCAAGAAUAUGAAGAAUCCGGCAAAAGUCAAGUAGAACGUAAAUGUCCCUAAAUUAUUCUUAAAACAAAACAAAAAAACUAAUUUAAACAAAAUAAUUUCAAAAGAAAAACUUCGCUUAAAUAUAAGUUAAAGACUUCCAUAAAAACAACACAA